Molecule: messenger RNA, 597 nt
Organism: Zymoseptoria tritici IPO323
Lineage: Eukaryota; Fungi; Ascomycota; Dothideomycetes; Mycosphaerellales; Mycosphaerellaceae
Exons: 1
Molecular function (GO): protein binding
Source: RefSeq, a predicted model, not a curated record
GGCGACCUCGUUCAAAUUGAUGUCGGCCCGAAGAACAAUCGCAGCACUUUCCGCGUCCACAAAAAUGUCCUUUGCCACUACUCGGGAUACUUCACAGGUGCGCUGAAUGGGAAGUUCAUCGAAGCCACGACAAAGCGCAUCGACCUUGCGGCAGAAGACCCCGGAAUCUUCACCAUCUUCGUCUACUGGCUAUACAGAGGCUGCAUACCGCCCCCUGGGGAAGGACUCGACUACACAACGCUCUGCAAGCUCUGGGUUUUCGGCGAUGCGCGCAGCGUUCCGCUUCUACAAAAUGCGGCGAUGGCAUUGCUGAUUCGUCGGGCAGCGACGACGCGGUCUGCGCCAUCGAAUUCGGUCGACUACAUCUAUUCCAACACGAUGCCUGGCUCACCGCUACGUCGGGUGCUGAUUGAUCUUGUGAAGAAGGUUGCUGGACGGAAGAUCCUUCCAAGUGCAAAGGAGUGGCCAAAGGAUGCGCUUCUCGAUUUGGCGGAGGCUGUUUGGACAGAUGGGUCGGUCAUGACCGCUACGGUGGCCCUUGGUAGUUUCAAAGCGAAGGACUAUUACGUUACCGAGAAGAGUGAAAGUACUGCAUAG